Molecule: messenger RNA, 1240 nt
Organism: Haliotis rubra (blacklip abalone)
Lineage: Eukaryota; Metazoa; Mollusca; Gastropoda; Lepetellida; Haliotidae
Product: sorcin-like
Exons: 10
Coding region: 116-979 (287 amino acids)
Source: RefSeq, a predicted model, not a curated record
CUCUCUUGUUACGAAAACAUGUUGCCUUAGUAGUAGAAUGUUUGUAAAUAAGUUUGGACCGUUCUGACAGCAUUUUUUGAGUUACAAGGACGUCCUUUUCCUACAACGUACGACAAUGAGUUACUACGGCGGUGCCUACCAACAGCACCCGUACAGCGGGCAACAGCAGCCUGCGUACGGGCAGCAGUAUCAACAACCCUACCAACAGCCAGCUUACAACCAACCGCACCUGCAGCAGUACAAUCAACAGUGGCAGCAGAGUCAGCACUACGGCCAGUAUGGCAGCUAUUACCAACAGAAUGUCUUCUCCGUUCAGGCACACCAGGCUUUCCAGUUCAACAGUGUUGAUGAGCUUCGCCAUGUAUUUAUGUCUGAGAUGUCCAAGAAUCCUGAGAACCAAAGUAGGAAUGCAAUUCAAGCUGAGGACUUGGUGAAUAUUCUGAACAACACACCAAGUAUAAGGAAUCACUUCAGAGUGAACUGGAGUCGUGAAUUAUGCAGCAUAAUGAUCGCCAUGUUGGAUAAAUCCCAAGAUGGCUUCAUGCAGUGGGAGGAGUUCCUGGAGCUCCAGCAGUGUCUGGUGGCCUGGCACAACGUCUUCUGUCAGCAUGACGCAAACCGGUCCGGCUACAUCGAGUCGUGUGAGCUAGUCAGGGUCAUCACUGGUCUAUUUGGUAGGUGUUUAUUCAACUUAUUUUCAUUCCUGAGGUCUACUCCAAGUCAUAUUCACAUUGAAGGAAAACCAAGUUCUAUGGAUAGUUACCUUCUUUAUUACAAUGAAUGCAAUGUUCCGGUAUACUCCAGAGUUGUCCCCCCUGGGCGGUGUCUGGUGGCAUUUGAUGACUUUGUGUCUGUCUCAGUCAGACUACGGGCAUACACUGACGCCUUCAGGAAGAGGGACGCCCUGAGCAAUGGAGGGGAGACAGGGAGAAGCGUGUUUGGCUAUGAUGAUUUUCUGAGAUGUGUGAUGUGUCUGUGAUAUUCUUCAACCAAAGAGGCCUUCAUAAGAUCCAAUACUCACCAUUGAAAACCAGAGAUCCUUAUCCUCAAGCAGGCAUUCAUCUUGGGCCAUGUGUUGAUAUGGUGGUUCCAUCAGAGGUUGUUGGAGAUGCUAUGAAGGUGUCAGAGGCUUCUACUUCACAUGAAAAACCACAAGUGUAAAACUGGAGACACUGCAGGGAUAUUAGUUUCCCCGGAGUUGUGUCAUUUUAUGAAAAUGCUGUAAAAUUGCUGAUUCUUC